Coregonus clupeaformis (lake whitefish) is the source of this 6999-nucleotide messenger RNA. Its product is annotated as golgin subfamily A member 3. The transcript is spliced from 24 exons. The record is from RefSeq and is a predicted model, not a curated record. Lineage: Eukaryota; Metazoa; Chordata; Actinopteri; Salmoniformes; Salmonidae. The coding region runs from base 405 to 5072 and encodes 1555 amino acids.
GUCUGACAUUUUUGCCUUUAAAGCGGUCUCAUUUCCAAGCAUAGCCUUAUAAUGUAUACAUUAUUAGAUAGAGAAAAAUAACAAUAAUUAAUAUAUAAUUCUCAAAGAGAGAAUUAUUUAAUAGGUGUUUACUAGACAUCAAGUUACAAAAUGAUGUCAAGUAUCCUGUUUCUCGUCCGACAAGUAAAAUAAUGGCAUCCAUUUAGCCACGUAGAAGCAGAACGAAAAGUCGUCUGAAAAAGGGAAGACCAUUGUUUUGGGGUGUCCUGCCUUGGACGCAUGAAUUGUAUUCAACCUUUUCAACUGGACAAACGGGAAGAAAAUGUUUUGAAAGGAUUUUAGCUACACCCUGAGACUACCAUCUCCCUUCCAUGGGCUCCAGUGCAACAUCCAUUUGAUUCUGUAUGCAAAUGGUAAACCACAAAGCAGUAGUUGCUGAGAUGGAGACAACCAAUGGAGAAAACCUUCAGCUAGACAUGAUACCGCAGUCCAAAGUGGAUGGUGCUUAUCCUGUGGAGAAUGAUGCUCAGCUACUGAAGAAAGGGCUGGAGAAGCCGACAAUAUCGAGGGAUGUUGUUAAUGGUUCUUUCAAAGCAGACGUGGUGCCUAAUGGAGAACAAGUGGCACAGGGCCCGGGGCCAGGCGCUGGAGGGGACGGCCGUCCAAAUAGCCCCCUGCCGCCUCCAUCGCCCCCUGCUCAGGGCACCAGCCCCACCGUCAGCCGCCAGUCCAAAGAGCCAUCCCAAGGUGUGGCCGCUUUCCCACCAGCCAUGCUAGAGAAGUCUGAGGGAACUAAUGCUGAGGGCCCUGUUCACAAGGGCGACGCAUUGCAGUCGCUCAGACUGAGUAUGCCUAUGCAGGAGACUGAAUUGUCUGUCAAAGAGACAUCACUGGAGAUGGAGAUGGAGAAUGAGGAGAAGAUCCGCCAUGAUGCUCGGCGACGCCUGGAGGAGCAGCUCAAACAGUACAGGGUGCAGAGGCACAAGGAGACGUCCCACCGCUCUACCUUAAAGAGCUGCACUGGAUUCAGCACUCUGGACCCAGACCUCAUGAUGCACCCAGAGGCUCUCCCCCGGGCCAGCACCACCUCAAUGACCACAGAGUACUCCUUCCUGCGGACCAGCGUCCCCCGAGGCCCAAAGCUGGGCAGCCUGGGCAUCCCCCCAGCCAAGGAGAGGAAGUCACGGUCAACCCGCCCCAGCAAGAUCCACUCCCUGGCCGACUACAAGACUCCCGAGCCAGCAGGGGGCACUAGUGGUGGUGGUGGGGUCAGGACGUCUGCAGACUCUUCCAUGGGCUCCCUGGGGUCCAACUUGAGCUCUGUGUCCACCCUGUCAGAGGGCAGCAUGAGGUCAGAGGUCAGCUCCACGGAGACAACCUCUUUGGAGGCCCCGCUGGGGUCGUCAAUGUCUUUCCAGGACAUCUCGGAGGUGGACGCCGGCAGCGAGUCAGGGAUGGGUUCAAGGCCCGGUGGGGACGGGAAUGACAGCGACAGCUCGACCUACAGCAGCGUGUCUACCUCCACCAGGGGCACUGGGACCUACGGCAUGCUGGCUGCAGCAGUGAACAGGCAGAGGGGCGGGAACUACACAGUGGAGGGUAGGGAGAUUGCCCCAGAGGCUAUGGGAAACUUCCCUUCGCUGCAAGAGGUUCUGCAGGCUGCCAGUGAUGAGCAGCACCUGCUAGAGCUGGAGCAGGACAGGGAGGAGACUGGAGAACCACACAGCCGCAGGGACAGCUUCUCCAGCAGUGUGUCAUUAGAGAGCUCUGUGAUGGGACAUGAUGAAAUGCUCCAGGUUCUGAAGGAGAAGAUGAGACUGGAGGGCCAGCUAGAGUCUCUGUCUUCUGAGGCCAACCAGGCUCUGAAAGAGAAGACUGAGCUCCAGGCCCAGCUGGCUACAGUCAACGCCCAGCUGCGGGACCAGGUGGAGCAGGCCCAUGCCAGCCAGGAGAAGCAGAGCUCCCUCAACAAGGAGGUGUCCACCCUGCGCCAGAGCUGCUCCCAGCUGGAGAGGGCCAUGGUGGAGCUGCAGGGCAACCUAGAGCGCAAGAACGCCGGCCUUUCGUCACUUGGCAACGACCUGCAGGUGGCCGAGGAGCAGUACCAGAGGCUCAUGGGGAAAGUGGAGGAGAUGCAGCAGAACGUGACCUCCAGGGACAACGCUGUCCAAGAGUUGCGUCAGCAGAUGGGUGGCCUCCAGACUCAGCUCCAGCAGGUCCAACUAGAGCGCAGCACCUUGCAGAGCCGGCUGAAGACCUCCCAGGCCGAGAUUGACUCACUGCAGCAGGUCCGCCAAUGGUACCAGCAGCAGCUAGCGCUGGCCCAGGAGGCUCGGGUCCGGCUCCAGGGUGAAAUGGCCAACAUGCAGGCUGGGCAGAUGACCCAGAUUGGUGUCAUGGAGCACCUAAAGCUGGAGAAUGUGACUCUGUCCCACCAGCUGACAGAAACCCAGCAUCGCUCCAUCAAAGAGAAGGAGCGCAUUGCCGUACAGCUGCAGAGUAUUGAGACUGACAUGAUGACCCAGGAGGCUGCUUACCAGCAGAUCCAGGAUGCCAAGAGCAUGGUGGAGGACGACCUCCAGCACAAGCUGGACGAGUUUGAGGAGGAGCGAGAUCACUUACAGAAACUGGCCAACACAGCCAGCUCUCUGGAGAGGGAACUAGAGCAGAUGAAGGUGACCCUAUCCCAGAAGGACCUGCAGCUGGAGGCCCUCCAGAAGGAGCACCUGGAGCUGAUGAGACAGCUGACAGCCACUCAGGAGAGCCUUCACACCAAAGAGCAGUCCAUCAACCAGCUGGAGGCGCGCUACCUGGAGCUAGAGGCCACGCUGGCAGAGCUGCAGACAGAGACCAACGCCAAGGACGAGAACAUCCAGUACCUGCAGAAUGAGAAGAUUGUGCUGGAGGUGGCCCUCCAGGCGGCCAGGGCUGACAAAUGUCAGCUGGACGAGGGGGCCGAGAGGCUGGGGGAGGAGGUGCUAGUGUCCUCGGACCUCCUGGAUCAGCUCAGGCAGGAGGUCCAGGUCAAAGCCUCACAAAUUGAAACUCUGCAGCAGGAAAACGGCACCCUGAAGAAACAAGCUCAGAAAUUGAAAGAGCAGUUCAUGCAGCAAAAGGUGAUGGUGGAGGCCUAUCGGCGGGACGCCAGUUCCAAGGAGCAGUUGAUCAGCGAGCUGAAGUCCACUAAGAAGCGUCUGGUGUCGGAGGUGAAGGGGCUGAAGCAAGAGUUGCUGGAGGCCCAGGGGGAGAAGCAGAAGGCUGAGCUGGAGCAGAGCCGGCUGCAGAAGGAGGUGGUCCGGGUCUCGCAGCAGAUGAACAGCCUGGAGAACCACCUGCAGUCCGUGCAGACCAAGAGGGAUCAGCUGGAGACACAGAUCCAGUCCCUGCAGUUUGACCAGAGCCAGCUAGCAGCAGUGACGGAGGAGAAUGAGGGCCUGAAGAAACAGGUGGAGCAGAUGCAGUCGGAAGCCAAGAAGGCCAUCUCAGAGCAGAAGGUGAGAAUGAAGCGGCUGGGGACAGAUUUGACCAGCGCGCAAAAGGAGAUGAAGGUCAAACACAAGGCCUAUGAGAACGCAGUGGGCAUCCUGAGUCGCAGGCUCCAAGAAGCCCUGGCCGACAAGGAGACCACCGAGGCAGAGCUGGUCAAACUCAAGGCCCAGGUCUCAGACGGAGGCAACAACCAGGCCCUGCAGGAUAAAAUUGAGGCUCUGCAAAGUGAGCUCCAGGCUGUGAGCCACAGCAAGGCAACGCUGGAGAAAGAGCUUCAGGAGGUCAUCUCCCUCACCAGCACUGAGCUGGAGGAGUACCAGGAGAAAGUCAUGGAGCUUGAGGAUGAGCUGCAGGAGGCACGAUGCUUCAAGAGGCGGAUUAGGAGGCUGGAAGACGCCAACAAGAAGCUAUCCCUGGAGCUGGAACAUGAGAAAGGGAAGUUGACGGGACUAGGGCAGUCCCACAAUGCACUGCGGGAGCAUUCCAAUAUUCUGGAGACCGCCCUAGCCAAGAGAGAGGCAGACCUGGUCCAGCUCAACCUCCAGGUGCAAGCAGUACUAAAACGUAAAGAGGAGGAAGACCAGCAGAUGAAACAGCUGGUCCAGACUCUACAGGUCGCCUUGGAGAAGGAAAAGGCCAAAGUCAAGGACCUGAAAGAGCAGGUGGCAGCAGCCAAGGCAGAGGCUGCCCACAACAGGCGGCACUACCGGGCAGCCAUGCUGGAGCUGUGUGAGAUCAAGAAGGACCUGCAGGCCAAAGAGGAGCUGGUCAAAGCCCUGCACAGCGAGGCACACAAACUACAGGCUCAGGAUGAGAAACACUCUCAGGAGGUCUCCAGGUUCCAGGAGGAGCUGUCAGAGGCCCACUCCCAGCUCCAGAUCCUCCAGAAACAGCUGGAUGAGCAGUUCAGCAAGCAGCCCCUCACCAACCAGGAGGUGGAGGAUUUGAAGUGGGAGGUUGAGCAGAGACAGAGGGAAAUCGAGGCCCAGAGACAGCAGCUGGAGAUGGUGGAGCAGUGCAGCCAGAGGGAGCUGGACAGCCUGCAGACAGCUCUACAGGGCAUUAAGGUGGAACUGGAGUCUGUGCAGGAGGAGCUGAGCAGCACCAGGAAGGAUAAGUUCAUGCUGCAGGCCAAGGUGGGGGAGCUGAGGAACAGCAUGAAGACUGUCCUGCUGCAGAACCAGCAGCUCAAACUGGACCUCAAACAGAACCGCCUCCGGAAGCAGAGGAUGGAGCCAUCAAACCCAUCGAACCCAGUGACCCCGGUGAAGAUCCCAGAAUGCCCUGUGCCUGCCUCCCUGCUGGAUGAGCUGCUCAAGCCCUCCGCCUCCGUCAACAAGGAGCCCCUCAAUAACCUGCACAACUGUCUGCGCCAGCUCAAGCAUGAGAUGGACAGCCUUCAGAAGCAGAUGGAGGAGCACACAGUCACCGUGCACGAGUCCAUGACGUCAUGGACUAACGCAGAGGAGGAACUGGCUCGACUGGGGGUGCCGCUGGACAAUGACUCCACAACAUCCACCCCUCUAAACCAUGUGGACAGUAACAGAGGAGGAGGAGCGGAGGAAGAGGCACAGCCAUCGUAAUGCAGUACCUUCUCAGAUAGACAGAGUGGAGUUUUAUCCACAAGGCCACUUAUUUUUUUACCUCCCUACCUAACCAUUUUCCCCCAUUUCUUAUCAAUUGCUGCCAACAUUUGGCGUUAUUAUCCCAUUAGCACAGACAAUGCUUGGGUAAAGUAAUUUGUACUUAUACCAUUGCUUUACUCUUUAUUUGGACUUUUUCUAUAUUUCUGUUAUGGCUGUCAUUUGUCAUAUUUAUUUAUUUACAGUUCAGGAAUUACAAUAUUGAAUCUUAAAUAACAUUGACAACUCCUCUGUUAGGUGAUUCCUCAGGUCUUCUGCUUUGAAGUCAUAGACCCCAUGUAAGGCCUAUUCUCUUCUGUCUCUCAAACAAUCAAAAUUUGCCAUGGCAACUGACCCUUACCCCAGUUUAAUUAUGGUAGAAGUUUGUUUGCUAAUACUGGUACUUUUGAUAUACUUUGUCAUGCUCCAGUUAGAUAAGUGAGACAGUUUAAAGCCUGCAGAAAGUGUCUGCCAUUGUUGUUAUAAGCUAUAUUGUUAGGAACACACACUGCAGUGACAGACCCCUCUGAACUGUGAAUGAGAGCCAGUCAUUCCAUAAACUUGAAUUCCAAAUCAAUCCCUAGUCCCCCCACUUAGACAUUACUGUAGAUCUGAAAUGAUUGGCUGAGUGAAGCAAUUUGGCAAAACAUUCCACCAAGCCUAUAAGAAGGCACUGUGAAGCAGUAACCAUACUACACCUAUUCAAUCCUCUCAGGUCUACACAAGUGUGUAGGGUGUAGGCUAGGGGUUGAUUUGGGAUGUAGAGAGUCAUCUGGUCAAAUGGCCCUAUGGCUUUCCAACUGUUUGUGAUGAAUCACCAUCAAUCUCCUUUUAGUACGCCUCACAUUUCACUUAAUGUUAUUAACAUCAAUCUAUUCGGUUUUUAAUUGCUUCUUGUUGAAAAAGCAGUGUUAGCUUUUUUUUUAAAGCUUUCUAUCGACAUCAUUGUGGGCUCUGCAACUGUGUGGAAACAUUCUUCUCAACUAUGUAUAAAAUUGGGAGUUUGUUUGUUGUCUGACUUGGACUGUAGUAAUGUGUUUUGCAAAGCCUUAAUAAGGAAUAUUUUUUAAAGGCCUAAAUGUUAUGAAUGAAAGUAUCAUUAUUCCUAUUGAUAGUGUGUGUUUGCAAAUCCAAACUGAAUGGUUUAUUGUUAAAUAUUUGGGUAGUCUCAACCGAUGUUGCACAAUUAAUGAGGGCUUCCUGUAACUGACUGAGGGGAAGGUGUAAGAAAACCUUUACGCAAAAUGUUACUAUUUCUUUGAGUGAGAUGCACUCAAAUGUAUUCAUUUUUGUUAUUACUAUGGCUUCAUAUUUCCAGAAAAUGUCCAUCCCUUAAUUGCUUGUUUAAUUUCUUUGAGGUUGGUUUUCUGUCAAGGGAAACUGAUUAUUCUUUGCAGAGGUUAAUAUAUUAUAUAAGAAUAUACUUCCUUUUCUCUACUUCUUCCUAUAAUUUAAUGACUUGAUCAUUAUGUAAUAGUGUGAUGAGCAAAAAAACACAUUUGAGAAUGUUAUAAUAUGCAACCUGUAAAUCAAACAUAUUUAUUCAAACUGACACAAUUGUUGAAAAUCCAAAUGAAGACACAGCAAUGGGCACCAUAACCUACAGCACAUAGUUGUGAUGUAACUGAUGUUGUAUAUGCCAGUAUGCUCAUUUCCAGACAACCUGUAUCAUACCAGUCAAAGUAAAUUGACUAUUUUUAACCACACUGUAAUAACAUGGGUAUUUUCAAAGGAACAACCUGUAGUCAAAGGGAAAGCUAUGUUCAGUUGGCUGUAUCUUCCAAGCUACCGUUCACUGUUAUCUGUAUAUUUUAAUACAUAACAUUUGUUGGUACAUGGAGCUGGGAUACUAGUUCUGUAAAUAAACCUAACUGUAUUUGCUGUUCAA